Gopherus evgoodei (Goodes thornscrub tortoise) is the source of this 1676-nucleotide messenger RNA. RefSeq names its product caveolin 1 (gene CAV1). Gene Ontology annotation, biological process: negative regulation of protein tyrosine kinase activity; caveola assembly; negative regulation of endothelial cell proliferation. The record is from RefSeq and is a predicted model, not a curated record. The transcript has 3 exons. NCBI's taxonomy places the organism in Eukaryota, Metazoa, Chordata, Testudines, Testudinidae. Gene Ontology annotation, molecular function: transmembrane transporter binding; protein kinase binding; molecular adaptor activity. Bases 75 to 611 code for a protein of 178 amino acids. Gene Ontology annotation, cellular component: caveola; Golgi apparatus; cytoplasmic vesicle.
UCUUCCUUUCUCUGCUCGUCUAAAUUGUAGCGCAGUGAAACCUCAGUCAGACUCUCCACCAAGCCCAGGACAGCAUGUCUGGUAGCCAAUACGUAGACCCAGAGGGACUCCUGUACACCGCGCCCGUCCGGGAGCAAGGGAACAUCUACAAACCCCACAACAAGAGCAUGGCCGAGGAGCUGAACGAGAAGACGAUGCACGACGUGCACACCAAGGAGAUCGACCUGGUCAGUCGGGACCCCAAGCGGCUCAACGACGACGUGGUCAAGAUUGAUUUUGAAGAUGUCAUUGCUGAACCUGAUGGAACACACAGUUUUGAUGGGAUUUGGAAAGCCAGCUUCACCACCUUCACUGUGACAAAAUACUGGUUUUAUCGCUUACUGUCGGCAAUCUUUGGCAUUCCUCUGGCUCUCAUCUGGGGUAUCUACUUUGCCAUUUUGUCAUUCUUGCACAUCUGGGCAGUGGUGCCAUGCAUAAGGAGCUACUUGAUUGAGAUCCAAUGCAUCAGCCGGGUCUAUUCUAUCUGCAUCCACACAUUCUGCGACCCAUUAUUCGAGGCCAUCGGCAAAAUGUUCAGCACUAUCCGGGCAACAGUACGAAAAGAAAUAUAAGUGAUACUUCAAGGACAGUUCUCUGGAGAGUCUUUUUGUGUGCCAAUUUCAAGGUUCUUAAAUCAAUCUGCAGUAACCGCUGGUGAAUAUACUGGCCCAAAACAAAGAAUCAUUUAUUCAGUUUUCAUUACUAAUAUUUAUCCCUACUGGAUUUUUUUUCACUCUGCAUUUUUCAAACUGAUCUUGAAUUGCUACUCUCCCAUUCCAGCCGCAUAUCAUUUUGCUGACCAUUUGAUAAACAGAUUGAUGUGCUUUUGUCGGGGGGGUGUUUAGCCCUCCAUUCAUUCCUUGCAAGAUACAUUCACAAUGACAUAAUAAAGAACUGCAAAAAUGCUUUUCAACACUGUCAUGCCAUUCAUUUUAUUGUCGGCAAACAGUAUAAAGCUAUUGCAGCAGAAUGAACCUGACAAGUUGGCAGGUUUUAAAAGAAUGUUCUUUUUUCAAUUGUAUUGUCAGUUGACUACAGCCAUUUACUGUAAUGGUCACAUAUGGUCUACUAUGAAAAGACAGAUAUAAAUAAAUUACUUAACUAAUAUAUGUUCUGAAAAUCUAAUGCCUUAUCAGAUCAGAGACUUUGACACAUAAAACAUAAAAAAUGCUGAAUGUCCAUAAAAAGCUACAGUUAAUGCCUUCUUGUGUCAUAGUAGCUAUCCUGAAAGUUUGCUGCCAACUGUUUGUCAACCCUUCACUAUAAUUACAGAAGCAAACUGAAGAUCAAAGCUAAAAAAUAUUGUUAUUAAAAUGUUUUUCUGGCAGUGACUUAUGUGUCUCUUAGCUAAUAUGUAGGUAUUUAUCACACUAGUAAAUAUCACAAAUGUGUCUGAGAUGACACUGGCUUAAAAAAUGAAUAAUCCAGGUGUGCCAAACUCAUGCCAUAACAUGCCAACUAUGAGUUGUCUCUGAGAGAAGCCAGCUUUAAAAAACCUUCCUGUCAGCCGAGGUCAGCAUGCUGUUAGCUCACAGAUUAGUUUCAGGAGAAUUCACGCUUUGCUGAGUCCAAACUAAUCCAUCACAAGAGAUGCUUUAGAAACUCCACAUUGUGUUCCACUUUUUUAGCUGAGCUGC